Molecule: messenger RNA, 3127 nt
Organism: Oryzias melastigma (Indian medaka)
Lineage: Eukaryota; Metazoa; Chordata; Actinopteri; Beloniformes; Adrianichthyidae
Gene: dnajb5
Product: DnaJ heat shock protein family (Hsp40) member B5
Exons: 4
Coding region: 517-1623 (368 amino acids)
Biological process (GO): negative regulation of transcription by RNA polymerase II
Cellular component (GO): cytosol
Molecular function (GO): protein-folding chaperone binding
Source: RefSeq, a predicted model, not a curated record
GUCAUCAUAUGACUCAGGAGCCUUCACACCAACUCAUCAGGCACGACUCUAUUCACGACCAGAACUGAACUUUUCAAGUCAGAUCACUUAAAUAACUUAAUCGUUUUAAAUAAAACUAAAUAUCUGCCUCGGAGUCUUCACUUCAUCUCGACUGUCGGAGUGUUUCAUGUCCUUGUAGGGGUUUUUGUGCAAACUGAAGGCAUUUUCCUGUCUUUCCUCCAUCCGCAGCACUGAUUCGGGCUCCGUGCUGUCAGUGUGAGUCCGCGGCUCCACUGAAACGUCAGGCGGGCUUCGGCGUUUGGUCACCGGUUAUUUCCGCGCGGAUCCUCCCGGCGUCCUGACGUCAGUUUAUAAGAAGCCAGCAGAGCCGGGGCGGCAGACAGCAGGGCUGAAGAGAAGAAAGAAAGACAGAAAAAAAAGAAAAAAAAGCCGGACCAUGCUGGAGUGAUCGUCGAUCAUCGUCGCUUUACUGUGACCACAGCCACAGAAGAGGCUCCAAUCCCAAGAUUUUGAAGUAUGGGGAAGGACUACUACAAGACUUUGGGGAUUCCCAAGGGCUCAAAUGAAGAGGAGAUCAAAAAGGCGUACCGCCGCAUGGCGCUCCGCUUCCACCCUGACAAGAACACAGAUGCCAACGCCGAGGAAAAGUUCAAGGAGAUUGCAGAGGCCUAUGAGGUACUCAGCGACCCAAAGAAGAGGGUGGUCUACGACCAGCUGGGAGAGGAAGGGUUGAAGACAGGUGGCAGCAGUUCAUCAGGUGCUCCCGGCAGCUCAACAUACCACUACACUUUCCAUGGAGACCCUCACGCAACUUUUGCCUCCUUCUUUGGCGGCUCCAACCCCUUUGACAUGUUUUUUGGCUCCAACCGAAGCCACAGUCGCUCCAAUGGUUUCCCCUUUCACGCAGACCAUAGCAACGACCCAGAGCAAGACACGGAAAUGGACGAGGAUGAAUCUUUCACUCACUUCGGGAGACAGUUUGGAUUUCCAGGCGGGAUGAACAAUGGCUUUCCGGGAGAAGCCCGCAGGAGAAGAGGGGCUCCAUCAGAGCGGCAUGGGAACAACAGGAAGCAUCAAGACCCUCCAGUGGUCCAUGAGUUGAAGGUUUCUCUGGAGGAGAUCUUCCACGGCUGCACCAAGCGCAUGAAGAUCACACGCCGCAGGCUGAACCCAGAUGGAAGGAGCAUGAGAACAGAGGACAAGAUCCUCAACAUCGUCAUCAAGAAGGGCUGGAAAGAGGGGACGAAGAUCACUUUUCCAAAGGAGGGGGAUGAGACUCCUGAGAACAUUCCUGCCGAUAUAGCCUUCGUUCUGAAAGAUAAAGGCCACACUCACUUCAGAAGAGAUGGUUCCAACAUCAUCUACAACUGCAAGAUAAGUCUGAAAGAGGCUUUAUGUGGCUGCACCGUUAGUAUUCCCACGCUGGAAAACCGGGUCAUCUCGCUCCCCUGUCAUGACAUCAUCAAGCCGGGAAUGGUGAAGCGGCUCAGAGGUGAAGGGCUUCCUUUUCCUAAGAACCCGUCGCAGCGCGGUGACCUCAUCGUGGAGUUCUCCGUUCGUUUUCCCGAUCGGAUUCCGCCGCAGUCCCGGGAGAUUAUCAGACAGCAUCUCCCCUCGUCCUAGAGGAUGGAUGCUCCUCUUUAUCUUCAUCGCCACACGCGGCAAACUAGAUCCAGAAAAACUACCUGUGACAGUUCUUGAUCUUCUGUUCCUUUUUAGUAGUUAGGUAGUCGCCCUCCCCUUUUCCUGUGUCAAUGCAUGCUGCGUUACACGGAUGCCCGGGACGUCUCACCAGGAGUUGGAAAAGUUUUGGUUCAUGCUCCUACAGAAGGAUGUGAGCGCUGAAGCUGAGGAUCUGCUGUCCUUUUUUCUUAGCAGCUUUAUAUGGAUUUAUUAUUGGUUUUAUAAGCUGUCCAAGUCUUCAACCCUUGUCUUUUUUUGAUAUGAUGAUGUUAGGAAUUUUUCAAAUAAAAAAGGACUUUUUCCGAGAUAUUCCCAGAAAUUUUAGAAUAAGAGUUUUUUCAUUGUAUCUUGAUUGUGUAAGCAGUUGUAUUAUGUUCAGUGCACACCAAUACUGGACACGUGCUUUUCUCAUACUCUAGUUAAAUUCAGUUCUGUGCAUAAUCUUCUUUUUUUGGUAUGAUCCUUCUCCCUCAAAGUAUGUUAACACAGGGAAUUCCACAACACACGUAAAGCCCCAGUGCAUUAUGGUUUAUAUUGAUGUAUAUGAGUUCCAUGGAGACGACAAUCAUAUACUGUAAGAGCAGUGUGAGCUCAGAGUUUAUAAUCUACAUGUUAUAUGGGUGCUUUCUCUUCUGAGCUGCUGGCUGCUCUGAACUGAAUAGCCUUGCUCAUUGUCUAAGCGGCAAAGGUGCCUUAGCCCAGCGCCACACCGACCUUAUAUGUGACAAAAACUCAGAGCUAGGUGAUGUUAUGUAUAAAAACAGCCAUGUUUGAGUGUAAGACACAAUGCUGUGUGAGACAUUGAGGAAAAUUGAGCUAUCAAAUCAUGUAAAGUUAUUAAAGUACUGUAAGCAGAGAAGAAAGAGACUGGGGGAUUGGUCUGUUUAUUGGUGUAAAGUGCCAUCCUGAUUGGAUUUCCUGGAGGACCAGAAUCAUGGCUUCAUUUUUUGACCUUAAAAGGCCUAGAUUGCUCUGCAAAAUUCAGCCAUUCUCCUCUCUCUUGUGGCAUUUGAAGGCCAUGUCUCGGUGCUAAUGUGAGCAUAGCCAAAAAUAAACCAUAAAUCUGCUGGUUUUGUCGGAUUGUUGUGGUGUGACGACUCCAUCUGGCCUCUGUAAGAACUGUACUUUAAACUUUGUUACAUGAUCAGUUGGUAGAAAUGCUCAUUCAGAGUUAUUUUUAACUUUCCAGAGGCUGUUCUGGGUCUGCAGGGGUCCUGAUGUGUUCAACUCAUGAUUGAUCAGUACAUUUUUUUAGAUUCAGAGUUGACUGGAAGGAAUCGAACGACUGGUCUGAUCGUGUGACUGUCCUGCCUCCUAAAGCCUCUGAAGACAAUGAAGAGUGGCUGCAACCAAUAAAAGCAGCUGCUGAAAGACUGUGCUGAUGUACAUUCAAAUCCUAUUUAUUAACUUUUCAGAAUGGAAUAAAUAAACUAAAAUGUGUCAA